AGAAUGGACAAUUCUUCUCCAUUUUCAUUCUUCUUCAACUUCCUUCUCCUCUGUUUUCUCAUUCAUCAAUCUCAUUCCACAACUCCUCCUGUUGAUUCUUCUUCUUCUUCUUCAUCUCUUCCCGGCCGUUACUUCAAGUCCCUGCCUUCAUCUCUCUAUCAGAACGAAUCGUCCGAGUAUACUGAGGUCACGGUACCUCUCCAAUCCGACAAGUUCUCUCCUUCCUGCUCUCUCCUCCUUCUACAAGAAGAUUUUGGCAACACCUACGGCUCCCCACCGGUCACUGUCCCCUACUCUCCACCAUCCGAUUGCCCUGCUCCAUGGUCGCACGUCGUCCUCGAACUAAGCGCUUCCUGCCAUGGAGAACAGUAUGACCGUAUCGCCGGCGUUUGGCUCGACGGGGUUGAGAUUCUACGGACCAGCACCGCCGAGCCUACCGAUUCUGGAAUCUUCUGGAAGGUUAGGAAAGAUGUCACCAGAUACUCCUCUCUUCUCUCCCGCUACGAUCUCACCCUCUCAGUCAUGCUCGAGAAUAUCGUCAACGACGUCUUCACCGGUGUCUACCACGUUAACAUCUCUAUGCUUUAUUACGGGCAGAGCGGAGCACCAGAUUUGUUUUUCAACAGAAAAUUGAGACCUUUAAUUGAAGAGGGAACAUCGGGGUUGCGAUCCGAAGCGAGGAAAUUGAUGUUCAUAUCUGGUGAACCUGGUGGUAGAAGUAGAAGUAAAACGAAGGGGCAAGAAAACUCGGGGUUAGGGCUUUUAUCUGAUAAGCCUGCAGAUUUGAUAGUACCGAUAGCAAGCGAUGGCGACGAUGGGUUCUGGUUUCGAAUUGAGAAUGAAUUGGAUGUUCACUCGAAACGUAUCCAGAUUCCCCUGAAUACUUACAGAGCUGUUUUGGAGAUUUACGUUUCAUUUCAUGGAAAUGAUGAGUUCUGGUACUCGAACCCUCCCGACGAUUACAUCAAACUGAACAACUUGUCCACGGGUAGAGGUAAUGGAGCUUUCCGGGAGGUUUUUGCGACGAUCGAUGGUGUUCUUGUUGGGUCACAGACACUUUUUCCUGUCCUAUUUACCGGAGGAAUCAAUCCCUUGUUCUGGGAACCGGUUGUGGCAAUUGGGGCUUUCAAUCUGCCUUCGUAUGAUAUCGAUUUAACCCCAUUUCUUGGCCUGCUUUUGGAUGGAAAAGAUCAUUCUUUCGGUCUCGGAGUGACGAAUGGCAUUUCGUAUUGGCUUGUGGAUGCAAAUUUGCACAUUUGGUUAGAUCCCGAAUUGUCUACUGUACAGGCGAAGUCUGUUCAUUACAAGGCUCCUCCUCUGUCAUUGAAACGAAAGUCAAAAUUUCACAAACUUGAUGGAUCAUUCAAAGUUGAAUCGGAGAGAGAGACACAUUUCUCCGGUUGGGUGAGUUCGACUGAGGGGAACUUCACCACUCACGUCUUUCACGAAUACAAGGUAAAAAACUCAAUCAAGUUCAAGAGGAAUGGAACGUACAAGGAGGUUGAACAGAAAAUUAAAGCGAAGACGGAAGUUCGGUUGGAAUCUGAUGCAGAUGGCUUACUCACUCGAUCGAUCUUCAAAAGGAAGUACCCUCUGAAUAUCAUUACUUCGACUGUGCCAGCAAAAGAUAUCGAUACAUAUUUACUGAACACCAAUGUUUCUAAUGGGUUUGAGGAGGAAUUUUCUAUGGUGGAUUUCAAGAUCACUAUUUCUAACAUGCAAAAAUCAGGGGGAUGGAUGUUGGUCCAGGAUCAUUCUGUACUAUCUGGUGCAGCAGAGACUAACCAAACUCUCAGAUACAAAGAUGGUUUCAGUUGCUACUCUCGAACUGUGGCUGCGAACAAUGGCUUGCUUUUGGAAGACAAUACAAGCAUUGAUUGUAAUCUGGCCUCGUAAUUCCAGUACAGGAUCGGACUAC
Telopea speciosissima is the source of this 1918-nucleotide messenger RNA. Its product is annotated as peptide-N4-(N-acetyl-beta-glucosaminyl)asparagine amidase A-like. The record is from RefSeq and is a predicted model, not a curated record. Bases 4 to 1896 code for a protein of 630 amino acids. The transcript has a single exon. Gene Ontology annotation, cellular component: vacuole. Lineage: Eukaryota; Viridiplantae; Streptophyta; Magnoliopsida; Proteales; Proteaceae.